Suhomyces tanzawaensis NRRL Y-17324 is the source of this 2499-nucleotide messenger RNA. It is a transcript of the gene PMT1, whose product is annotated as dolichyl-phosphate-mannose-protein mannosyltransferase. The transcript has 2 exons. Bases 1 to 2499 code for a protein of 832 amino acids. Gene Ontology annotation, cellular component: membrane; endoplasmic reticulum. Gene Ontology annotation, biological process: protein O-linked glycosylation via mannose. NCBI's taxonomy places the organism in Eukaryota, Fungi, Ascomycota, Pichiomycetes, Serinales, Debaryomycetaceae. Gene Ontology annotation, molecular function: dolichyl-phosphate-mannose-protein mannosyltransferase activity. The record is from RefSeq and is a predicted model, not a curated record.
AUGCCCAAAGCAAAGAGUCCAAGCACCGCCGCUCGGGCCGCUGCUAUUUCCGCCAACAAGCCUGCGUCUGUGUUCUCCGUGGAUCCCGUGGUGCCUCCUGUCUACUCCCAGGGCCCAGUCCGGUCGUUCCUUGUGUCGACUCCUACUCCUGCUGUCAUCAAAAAACGUCUGAUUGUGGACGUCAAGGAGCUCUACCUUCUCGCCGUGCUCUUGGUGGUCUCGCUUGCCGUGCGUUUCUACAACCUCAGUGGUCCCAACCUGGUGGUUUUCGAUGAGGUCCACUUUGGUGGUUUUGCCAGAAAGUACAUCUUGGGUAAGUUCUUCAUGGACGUGCACCCUCCAUUGGCCAAGAUGCUCUUUGCAGCUGUGGGCUCGCUCGGAGGUUUUGACGGCGAGUUUGAGUUCAAGAACAUUGGCGACGUGUUCCCUCAAUCCGUUCCCUACGUGCUCAUGAGACAGUUCCCAGCCGUGUUGGGUAUUGGAACCGUGAUCUUGUGUUACUUGACGUUGAGAUCCUCGGGUGUCAGACCCAUUGUGUCCUUCAUCACCACCCUCUUGUUCAUUGUCGAAAACUCCAACGUCACCAUUUCCAGAUACAUUUUGCUCGACUCGCCAUUGGUGUUCUUCAUCGCAGCAUCCGUGUAUGCCUGGAAGAAGUUCGAGAUCCAGAUCCCAUUCACCGGUCCAUGGUUCGCCUCCUUGGUCGCUACUGGAAUUGCUCUCGGCUUGGCCGUGCUGUCCAAGUGGGUCGGUUUGUUCACCAUCGCCUGGGUGGGCAUUUUGUGCGUGUACCAGUUGUGGUUCAUCAUUGGUGACUUGACAGUGCUGUCCAAGAAGGUGGUGGGCCACUUCUUCGCCCGUGGCCUCAUCUUGUUAGGGGUUCCUGCCUUCUUGUACUUGUUUUUCUUCGCCAUCCACUUCCAGGUCUUGAACCAAGAGGGCGACGGCUCGGCCUUCAUGUCCUCCGCAUUCAGAGCUGGCUUGCAGGGCAACUCCAUUCCCACCAACAUCAACUCCCGUGUCGGUUUGGGCUCGGUGGUCACCCUCCGUCACGUUGACACUCUUGGUGGAUACUUGCACUCCCACGCCCAUUUCUACCCUACUGGCUCCAAGCAGCAACAGAUCACGUUGUACCCUCACUUGGACAGCAACAACGACUGGAAGAUUGAGCCUUACAACGAGUCUAUUCCUGAGAAGUUUGUGCCUUUAACUGACGGUGUCAAGAUCAGAUUGGUCCACGUCAACUCCGGCAGAAGAUUGCACUCCCACGACGAAAAGCCACCUGUCAGUGAGCGUGACUGGCAGAAGGAAGCUUCCUGUUACGGUUAUGAGGGAUUUGAAGGCGAUGCUAACGACGAUUUCAUCGUGGAAAUCGUGGACUACAGAUCGGAAGCUGGCGAUGCCCAGAACAACGUGUUGGCCUUGAAGACCAUCUUCAGAUUGAAGCACGCUAUGUCAGGCAACUACUUGUUCUCCAGCGAGGUCAAGUUGCCAGAAUGGGGUUUCCAACAGCAAGAAGUCACCACUGCUUCGCAAGGAUUGAGAGGCUUGACCCACUGGUACAUCGAAACCAACCACAACGACUUGCUUGCUGACGAGGAAAAGGAGUACAUCAACUACCCUAAGUUAUCGUUGUGGCAGAAGGUUGCUGAAUCCCACGCCAGAAUGUGGAAAAUCAACCAAGGCUUGACUGACCACCACAACUGGCAGUCGUCGCCAUACUCGUGGCCAUUAUUGUUGAGAGGAAUCAACUACUGGGUCCACGACAACAAGCAGGUUUACUUCCUCGGAAAUGCCGUUGUUUGGUGGUCUGUGUCCGUGUCCAUUGUUGUUUUCUUUAUCCACACUGCCAUCUCCGUAUUGAAAUGGCACUUGGGCCAAACCGUGGCAGAAAGCAAGGAUGUCUUCAGCUUCAACCACCACGUUUUCUCCUACGCCUUGGGAUGGCUCUUACACUACGCUCCCUUCUUCAUCAUGGGCAGACAGUUGUUUUUGCACCACUACCUUCCAGCCCUUUACUUCGGAAUCUUGGUGUUGGGACACACCUUGGAAAUCUUCACUGGCUACUUGGUUUCCCGCUCCAAGGUGUUGCAUAAGUUGAGCUACGUCGUGGUCACCAUUCUCGUGGCCUUGAGUGCUGUUUUCUACUUGCAAUACUCGUCGUUGAUCUAUGGAGCUCCAUGGACCAAGGCUCAGUGCACCAACUCCAAGGCCUUGAGCGGAUGGGACUUCGACUGUAAUGCCUUCCACGAGAACUUGGCUGACUACAGUGCUGUUUCCAGCUCCAGUAGUCCUGAGGCCACCGCAGCCAAAGAGACUCCAUUUGUCAAGAACGAAGUUGCCCACGAAGAGCAAACUGUGUCCAAGGUAGAGGACGAACAAAAGGAGCAAGAAGAACCGGUUGAGGAAUCGGUGGUUCCUCCAUUUGAAGAAGAAGGCACUGCCAACGCUGAAGAAGUUUCUGUGGCUGAUGAUCAGGAAAUCCCUCAAUCUGAUUAG